Plasmodium coatneyi is the source of this 2874-nucleotide messenger RNA. RefSeq lists its product as uncharacterized. Bases 1 to 2874 code for a protein of 957 amino acids. Lineage: Eukaryota; Apicomplexa; Aconoidasida; Haemosporida; Plasmodiidae. The record is from RefSeq and is a predicted model, not a curated record. The transcript is spliced from 2 exons.
AUGGAUAAGUUGGAAACCCCGAGAGGACUUUCGAACCUUCCAAUAGGACAGGAAGUGUUGAUAGAAAAGGUACUAAACGAACAGAAGUACGAACAAGACAAGAGAAGGGGAAAAAAAAAAACAAGAGAAGACAUCCAGGAAAAACUACAUUAUUACCUGAAUGAGAAAUAUGAUUCCUUCAUUGGAUACAACAAUUUCAUGAACACGCUGUUCAAGAAGAAGAAGGUUUUAAGGGUAAGUCAUGGGAGAGACGACAGGAGGAAGAGAAAGGAGGGGCAUCCCCGUCGGGAGGGUUCACGCCACAUGGCAGAAGCGCCAAGUAAUGAGAACGCCCCUAAAGUGAAGUGCUGCGGCGAGUCCGAUUCGAGUGAUGGGGGCAGAGGCGGUAGACCACGCACCGAUAGGCGAAGUGGUGACAGACGGGUUGUCCACCCACGUGACGCACAUGUAAAGGAUGAGGACGAAGAAAUCCCCCUGCAGCGCGACCAAAGGGGGGAGAACAACAACAACAAGUCAGGAUGUUCCAAAGCGUUUAAGAGGUCCUCCUCCCCGCAGAGAUGCACCUGCGACUGCCACCAGUGUAGCUCUUCGUUAGGGGCAAUCGAUCCGAGUGACCGGGUAGACAACAUAUCAGACGAGCGGGUAGAUGACGUAUCAGACGAGCAGGUAGAUGUCGUGUCGAGCUACUCGUCUGCGUCCCCCGCCCACUGCUCAGACGUGAGCGACAUUUCCAACCUCUCCCCAGACGCAUUCUGCUUCGAAAAACAAUUCAAGUAUAUAUAUGACCUGUACAAGCAGAAUGACAAAAAUGUGUAUUUAUUUUACAACCCUCCUGUGUGUAAGUGCGUUAAUAAACCGUUGAAGGAGAAGUACUAUCGGAGCUUGAGCCGGAAGUACCCUUGCCUGUUCAAUUGUACGUUCGAAGGGGAGGAGGGUGGGGGAAAGACCAACAGAGGAGAAGCACCUCACACGGGGGAAGAAACCCAAAGGGGAAAGGAAUACCAAACAAAGGAGGAACCCCCCACGGGGGAAGAAUCAAACGAUAUGAAGAGACUGACAUACGCCGAGGUAGCGUCGGACGCAGUGGAAAUGAAACUCUACGCAAAGGCCUUUUUCGAGUUAUUUCUUCUACAGGGGGGAGCUAAUAACCGUAACGAGCUAGCUGCCGAUAUGACGCAACCGGGGAAGGCCCUCCUUGGCGAAGAAGAAAGAGACAUGCUUAAAAGAUUCUUCAAUAAAUGUCUGCGUAGAAUAAUGAGGAGGAAAUCGCCAACCUGCGAAAACAGCUCCUGCUGCGGGCUCCUCUACGUACCUUACAGUUACAUCGUGGUUCUAUUAAAUAGAAAGGUGGAAAAUUUGAGUUACCUCUGUAGUAAUUUAAAGCUGCCUUCCAGCACCGACAUGUACUACAACAACAAGAGGAACAUUGUAACCAUUUGUACAAAGAACUCCGUACAUGAGUUCUUCUGUUACUACUCUCUGAGGGAAAACCCCUACAUAAAAAAUAUACUUCUAUAUGACAUUUUUUUCGAUGGGUUUAUUCCCUUCUUUAAGCCGCUGCUGAAUUUGAAGGUGAAAAAAAACUUGGACAAGGUGAUGAACUACGUGAGCUACAACAAGGGGUGCAACCUCUCCGUCGUGUUCUUCUGGUCAGGUGGAAGCGGAGCAGGUGGAAGGGAAGAAGGUGUUGUGGAACACGAGGAGGAGUCCACCUCGGAGAGCAGCACCACCAGCAACGACAACGACAAUGACAAUGACAAUAGUGAUAACGAAGCGAGCAAGGCGAUGCACCUGCGUGUGUGCAAAGUUAUAAACAUUAACCACCCAAAUGAAUACAAAGGGAUGAGAAGUGGACACCAGAAGAAGGACAAAGUGAGUGCAGACCAACAGUACUUUGCAAACCUCUGCAACGGAAGUGAAGUCAUAAAUAACAUAAAUAUUAACAUGGUCGUGGAAAAAAUUGUAGAAAUAGCUAGUCGGAAGGAGAGUAGUCUCUGUGAGGAGAAUUGCAUCUUCAACAGACGCAACAAAAUGUAUGGAAAAAAAAAAAACAUUCAAAUUUACCUGUGUGAGUCUAUUAACUCUUUCGCCUUCGAUAGAAGACCGCUUUUUAUUAAACGGAGGGAAGUAACUUUCUCCUCCUUUGUGCAUUUUCAGAAUAUUGUUAAGACGUACUUGGGUGGUAGUAGGAACAGCUUGGAUGCUUUAAUUGGGCGGCGUAUGGAGGAGGACGUGUUUGACAUGGGGGUGAGGAAGAGGAAUUUCCUCUCUAGUUGCCACGUGGAAGAUGAAAACGUUGCAGGGGGGACGACUGACGUGUUGGUGGACGGCGAGAGGAGUAACGUAGACCUAGACCACCUGUUCAACGAAACGCUCUUCUUCUUUAACGAUAAUUCGGAUUUAUACACAUAUGAGGAAUACAAAAGGGGUAGGCUUCAAAGCGUGGGAAGAGGAGGAGACCAGGACAACAAACCCUCUGCAGAGCAACAACACAACGCAGCAGGGAGGAUGUGGAUGGCGAGAAGCGCUGCACAUGCUGAAAGGGAAAACCUUUGGGACUCCCUAUGUACCAAAUAUGCGCAGAACUUAUUUAAUAUAUAUGUUUGCUCCUUCUUAACCAAACAGAACAGCUGCAAAAUGGUUGCAUCCUCUAUCGGGGCGGGGGGGGAAAAAAAAGGAUGUAAAGUAGAUAAAAUGUCCUACCAGGAAAGGAUUAGCUUCAUUAAAGAAUGCUACUUCCACCUGUUUCGCUUUUACAAAGAAAAGUUCCGGGUCUCCCUGAAGAAGGAAGAAGAGGACAUACUGCACAGGAAUAACUGGGCCAGCGAGGAUUCGCUCAUCUCCCUCGGGGCGGACAGUACUAUGCCCAGGUGA